CGUUUAUUAUAUUAUAGGUUUGUUGUACGUAACCGAAGUAUAUAUGCAACUGGAUAAUAAAACUGUUGUGAUUUUGUAAGAUGUAAAAUGUGGACACCAUUGCAUUGCGGUUUCUGCUGGGUUAAGCAACAUCAGCAAUAUUCAGCAGUGGUGGACUGGUUGUGCAAUUAAUGGUUAAGCAGUAAUAUAUAUAAUAUCUAGGCAUGAAUUUUGUGGUUAAGCAGUCAGUAGACAGUUGGACAUAGUCCUAACCUUUGCACGACGUGGCCAUCAUUUGCUGCCUGCACGACCCACGCAGCUUGCCAGCUAGCUCAACACCGCGUAUUCUAUUAGCUAGCUGUAAAAUUCCAUCCCCACCACCACUACCACUGCUGCUUUGUAGAAACCAUCUUACUAGAAAGUUCAGCAAUCCCCUCUACUCAAGUGAACCUCUUAUCGAUCUCUCUUCAUUUCAUAGAUAUAACUUUUUCGAUUACUGCUUGGAUAAGGUACAAUUAUGAGUUUUUAAAUUUAAUUUAAUUAUUAUUUGUAAACGAUAAAUUAGUUAUAUAUAUACAAUAAAUGUAUUAGUGUGUCACGUAAGUAAUUGUGAUUUGAUGGAAGAUGCCAAAGCUAAUAACAAAGGGCCAUGUUAAAUCCUAGUUGUAGCAUAAACUAAUACCUCCGUUUUUUACGUGAUAAUCCCAAAUCCAAGGAUGUGCCAUGGAACACCCUAACUACUAGCUACCUCCGCCCCUGCAUGGAAUGGAAUAUCAACAUUUUCCGGUUCUCGGAUUAAGAAAAAGCAGGUUAAAAGUCUCGUGGCUCGCUAGUAAUCGGAAGAGAGGUAAGAAUGGAACCAUUUACGUAACCCCAAUGAAACAUGAUUUUUGUUUUAAUUUGACAUCCGAUUGAUUGUUAUUUAAGUUAAGCUUUAAUCUAUUUCCACACACUAGACAGAAUACAAUGAUGGUAUGGUCCUUACCAGACCGAGGUUUUCAUGGUUUGAUUCGAUCCUUACCAGACCGAACUGAACGCCCCUGAAAUUUAGUGUUUAGAUUUUAAAUAAUAUACAUGUAUGGUUUUUCAUAAAUAUUUUCAAAUCAGACAUCCAAAAUCAAUGUACUAGUUUAGUACAAUCUACAAAAAAAAAAUGUACUUAGUACUGAAUCGGUACAUAAUUAAGAUAUAAGAAUGAAGAUGUAGGUAAUUUGUUUUAGUCCUAUACUAUACUAGGGAGUCAUGAUAACUAAUGGCCAUGUGAAAAAACAGGGAUGGAAUGUCCGAGUUGGGGUGAGUAACUGAGCGAGUCUGAGUGAGGUGACGAGUUGUAGUUUGUUUUUGGAGAGUGUGUGUUCUGCAAAAUCCAGCUCAUUGCUCCACGAGACCAUGUCCAUGAACUGAAGAAAGAAGAGAGGAGGAGGACCCCUUGUUCCCCAGUCCUCUCAUUCCCACCUGGCCACUCCCCCACUAUCCCCACUACUCAAUUUCCUAUGAAUUAUUCUGUUCUUUAGAAAAGGGAAAAUAUUGGGUAUUAAAAUUUUGGUUUCUUAUCGAAUUGGUUAUCAGCUAACAUGGAGUUCGAGUUGGAGUUUGAAGCAGCAAGCAAGAGAGAGAGUACCAAGAGCUCAAAAUGGUGAGAGCUUGUGGCUAAGUAUGAGCAGUUUGAUGUUUAACUCGGGGAAAGCUCGUUCCACAUUCUAUCUCGUUCCACGCUCGAACGUUUGUUUGAGUUGGCUCGACAGUGUGUUAACGCGAGAUAGUUCGAGUAGUGGCUUACGAAUGAAUCCAUCCAUUUGUAGCCAGUGAGUUGACUUAGUUUGUUGGUAAUUGAUAGGUUUGCUAGAUUAUAGAUCUCAUCAACACAUAUGCAUCGCGCAUGGUUUAAGACUUUGAUUACGUGGACUUGUCUCAUUUUGAUAAUAUUCAUGAGAAUUUAUGUAUUCUAUUUUUUUAUUUUUUUUUUACUAAUUGAUAUGAAAUAACAUGAUAUGAUAUGAAAUAAUAUGAUGCCAACAUAUAUAGUACAUAACCAUGUAUCAUAAAAAUUGAUCUCAUGGUUAGUGACCAAGAAAAAUUUCAACACACUACUCAUUCCUAUAGUUUGCUUCUUGUUCUUGUAGCCACCUCAUCACCACAAUCUCAUCGUAUUGGUUGGAAGCCAGUUCCCGAAUACAUGAAAUAUAAGCUUCAUCGAUACUAAGUGCUUGAAUGUUUAAAAAAAAAAUGUUUGAUUAAUUAUUAGUUUCAUCAAUAUAUAUAUCUUUCCCUCCGCGUGGAUUUUCCCAUAUAAGAAUCUGUUGGUCAGAGGUAGAAGAGUGGGUGCAUAUAUAUCAUAUGGGAGGAUAGGUCAUUGGCCCCUUGCUUUUGCAGAGAAUUUCUAAUCUAACCUCUUUUCCCUAGUGGUGUUCAAAACGGUGUGGUUACCAUGGUAACUGUUUUAACCAGUACUAUUGGAAUAAUUUGGUUUGGUUGAAGUUCUUAGCUUGUUUGGUUUAGGUGGUUUGGUUUGGUUUCAGACACUCCUAACCAGCCAUAACCAAAUUAACCAGAUAAAUAAUUAGCCAUAUAUCUAAUAUAUACACAUACUUAAUAUUUGAAUAACCACUCAAGAGUUAAACGUUCAUCCCUUUUGGACUCAUAAAAUAUAAAGCUUGAUAUUGUUCCUGUAAUGUAUAUUUGUAUAUAUAGAGUAUAGACCACAACAUAUGAACGCCUGAUUUAGAUAAAUCUCAUACAUUAUGUUGGAUGAAAACUUGAAAGUAAGGUCCUUUUCAGCCUAUGAAAAUUGCUAAAAGCCUAAGUCAAUUCAAACAAACACAACAAUUCAUUAACCCAUACCAUUGUGAUAAAUUUUUGUUAGGUGAAUACUUUUAUACUAACCGUGAGAUAAUUGUCUUAGUUGCAUGUAUUUAUGUUAAGGAUCAACUAUAACUAUGUGUUGAUUGUUAUGUUUUAUUCAUUAUAUAAAUUGCGAAUUGUUGCAUUAACUGGAAAAUUUUCAUCGUCAAAUGAUAAUGUGAUUUUAUAUUGGUUAAUCUGGUUAACCAAUUAACCAAACCGAUUAAACUUUAGUUUUGUUAAUUUGGUUGUUGUAUUAGUUUGGACGGUUUGGUUAUGAUAUUGUAUUCCAUGGUUAAUAAAAUUUAGCCUUAUUUGGUUGUAAGAACACUCCUACUUUUCCCUCUCCCUCUCUCUCUUCCACCCUCCUCCAUAUGCAUUAUGCAGCUCGCUUUUGCCAUAUAUAUAGCUGGCCACGUUAAUAGUUAAUAAUUCCAGACAGACAGUAAGUAUGAAGAGUGUACGUACAGUGGAAAUACAUAUCCAAUCCCAUAUGCAUUUGCAGACACUAGAUAAUUGGCUAUCUGCAAUUUGCACCGCUACUUUAUUUGCAUGCUGCAAUAUAUAUAAUGCAGUCUCAAAGGAAAGGAUCCAUAUCGAUCGUCACAUGAAUAUCUCACCACCCCACAUCUAUCUGUUGGCCUGGCCUCCUCAAUUACACACAUUUAUGAUUUAUGUGUAUGGCCUUCCAUCUCAUUUUGAGGACAUUUUAUUAGAGUAUGUAGGUGCAGAGUAAGCGUACGUAGUAUUACUGUUCGAACUACACGUACUCAAAUACAUUUACUUAUAAGUCUUUGUGGUAACUUGGUGUUUUCCGACUCUGAUUUUGAGGAAGAGAAUGCACUACAAGAAACUGUACCUUCUGCGACGAAUUCUUUCGUGACGACAAGAGAUUCAUAUUUCUCUCCAAUAAUAUUGAAACAAGGUGCUGAAUUUUUAUAUUUAAAUCUCUCGUCACCGUAGAUAAAUUGUCUUGAUCAGUUGCUAGCUAGCUCUAACUUUGGCUACUUCAGUGCACUCACUUUUUUUGGUGCAUUCAGUGCACCCACCUCUAAAAGUGGUCAUAAUACAUUAAAUUUUGAAAUUUAAUGGGUUGUAUUAGUCUAAUAUGAUGAUAUAACAUAGAAUCCCAACAAAUCAACCCAUUACCCUAACCUAUUAACCUUCAAUUUUGAAUCUCAACCCAAAAUCCCAAAUUGCAAACCCUAACCAUAACCCUAAAUUCCUAAACCCUGAAUCAUCCAAAUUAAAGUGAAUCUUGAAUGCUUUUUGUACAAAUUCAUGUGGUUCUUGUUCAUCAUACCACAGGUGAUGAUUGACAUCGUUUUCACAUGAAUCGUCUGCUUAGAAUGACGAUUAUGAGGCGGGUGCAUUGAAUGCACCAAAAAAAGUGAGUGCACCGAAGGCAUAGCAAGCGAUUGACUAAAGGAUCAUUGACCUUUAGCAAAUGACCAAUUAAGUAGGGAGACAGAGUGAAGACGAAGUUGAGUAUAUAAAAGUGAACACAUAACAAAAUAAGGAGAAAGAGUUCCCGCCGGCAAAAAGACAGCGAUAACUGCGGCCGCCGGCAGCACGUACGCAUCGAUUCUAACACACACAAGAGGACGACCAACCGGUUACAAAAGCAUCACGUACAUUAUUUCUGCAUGUUUGUUUGUGUUUAUCGUUCUGUAUUUUUUGCCCUAGUUUUUCCUUUUGUGCUUUAGUAAAUGCUUUAAUUUAUAUUUUCCAAACUAUAGCUUGAUUACCUAUAUAUGGCCACAUGCCACCGUUAUUAUGAUUAUUAAUUAUAAGAAUAAUAAUAAUUAUUAUUAUUUUAUGUGUCAAUUUACUGGUUUGUUUGGCUUAAUCCUUUUCGACGAAAAAAAGUCACAGUAGAUCGACCUGUCUACAACUCCCAUAGCUCCAACAAAACUCCAUGGAUACAGUAUUUACAGGUCGUCCAGUUCUGAUUCCUUCUUCCAUUAAAAUACUUGAUUUCAUCGCCUUCUAAUUAAGUGGCUAAAAAAUAGGGGGGAAUUGGUCCUUAAUAACAAAACAUUAAGUCACCUUUUUCAAGUCUUGUAUAAUUCUGUGACCCCUACAAUUUGGCACCAUUUCUCGUUGGACAAACAAAUAAUAGAUCUCUGCAUGUAAACUCUUGUUCUGAAUUUAGAUAUAUGAACCAAAUUCAAUAAAUUAAUUAAACAAACUCGUUGUCCCAAUUUAUCUUUCCUUCUCUUAUAAUCAUAGUUGCGAAGAUCUACUUCCAUGAAAUGCCAUCCAUAAGCGUAAGAGUAGUUACGGAGCUAUCAAUUAAUAUCUAUAUAAAUAAAACUAGUUUAGUUUAAAUUCACUGCAAUCAUCAUAUGUCCUCGUCCAUAAAAGUAUCCUAAGUAGGUGUGAAUUUAAUUAGUGACAUCAGUUAUGUACUAAAGUCGAAGUAAAUUAAACAUGAUGAAAACUUUCAUCGCAAACAACAUUUUAUUUUAUUUCUUGGUUUUUUUGGUAUUGCAUAGUAUUGUAGAAACUGAAGUAUGAUAUGAUAAUAAAUGAUUGUGCAUAAUCCUUGAGAAAAGAUAAGAAAAAGAAAAGCAGCCUUGUUUGUUAGAGUGCCGAAGCCGAUUUUGUUCUUAAUACACGACUGGAAGUGUAUCAAUUGGAAAAAGAAAAGGUUGGGCAGGGCAAAAGGCCGGAGAGAGAGAUGAUCAAUACAAUCACACAUUCUUAAUUGCUAUUUGUUAACAGUAACACUCCCCCUAAUGAAAACCCGACCCACUUCUCUUAACCCCUUGUUUCUUUGCCAGGGAAAAUGAGAGAAAGGAAAGGGAAAUGAGGGAAUUGUGGGUUCCAAUAAAAUUUCUCCCGUUUCCGAAAUGUUCUACAGUACAGAGGUGAGGGAAAGUGGAGGGGCCGCGUACUGUACUAGUCUCACCCCCAAAUCGGAGGGAAAAUAAUGAGUUCCCUUGUCUUUUUUGUUUGUUUGUACCAAUCUCUCUUUUCUUUCUUUUUUCUCUCUUUUAUCUCUGUAGCCCGUAGGAAUUGGAGAGCUCAAUUUUAAUAAUAAUAAUAAUAAUAAUAAAUUGGCAAGGAAAGGCAGAGGAAAAGAGAUUUGUGAUUAAGAAGUGAUUCUAAGAUAUUUAUUGUUUUAUUAAAAUAGGAAAAGGAAUCAUACAAAAUGAAAAGAAGACGGCGGAGGGUUUUAGAUAAUGAUAGAAGUCAUUACAAUUUGUUAUCCAUUUUAGCUGAAUAAUUGGGAUUACUCCUCAUUAUUAAAAUAAUGGUUUGCUAACUUAUAUAUCAUAGUGAAUUAGUACGAAAAUCACGAAUCAAUAUAACGAUAUAACGGAAUUUUAGUUUGAAUUCAAAUUGAUGAUUUUUUAUAGAAGUAACGGUCAACCAUUAGAUCUAACCGUCGACAUAUUUCCGUACUAUUCUACUUUUGAUUUUUAAUAGUGACCAAAAUUAGUAAGAAAGUAAAAAUUUAAUCUACAAUUCAUAACCAAUGAUCAAAUUAUUUUCGUUAUGACAUGAUAGUUCAAUGGUAUUUUAUGUAGACAUGUUUCAUACGACAAAUUUGAUAAACUUGAAAUUUAUAGCAAGAAUGCAAGAUGUUUAUCUACUUAUUGGAUAUUUAGACCGGAUCGAACCGAACCAAAUGUGUGAUUUACGUCAUAUAUAGUGUUGUCUUACACGAUACAUAAAAUAGUUACGUUAGAUAUAAGAGUUUGUUACAUUCAUAGUAAAAACGAUAUAAGAGGGGAAUUUUUACAAAAUGGAUGUCAUUUUGUACAGUAGAGCUAAUCCAAUUUAUAUGAGAAUUUUUUUAAAUUGACGGGCUCACAUGAGUCACACAAAAUAUUAUUUUACACAAUUACGUGGAACGUAAAUGUGUGGUAAGUUUCAAGUAAAACGGCAUCAGAGUGAUACAUUUUUUAUAGAAUGAACGUCAUCUUGUACUACAAAGGUUAUCAAAAUUUGUAUGAAAAAAUAAAAUUAAGUUAAAUGAACAAUUUAUGUUCCGUUAACAAUUAAUAAAAAUGAUCAUGGUUAUGUAGAAAUUGGUUAUUCAUAAUAUUCAUUUUCGCAUUUUUUACACAUACUUACUAUUACAUAAUCAAUAAAAUAACAUAUCUAUCACACUUUCCUAUAUACUAUUUCCCUCCCACUAUCUCUUUCACUUUCCCCAUAAAACAACAUUUUCUCUCCAAUUCUCUUCUCCUCCAAUUUUCCUUCCCCUCCAAAUUCUCCCUCCCCUCCCCUCCUUUUCCUCCCCUACUUCGGAAACCGGGGGUAAAUCUCCUUAAGAAAAAAAAAAAAUUGUUAUAAAUUUAUUAUAUAUUAUAAUUUAUUUGUAUUUAAUAAAUAAAUAAAUUGUAUAAAAGAAUGAUCUGAUCUGUCCGCCUCACUGGCUUUGUGUUGUCUGCGUUGUUCUCAGCCAGCCCAGCCCCCCUUUACUAAAUAUUCACUUUCUUCCUGACUUUAUAAAUUACAAUCUCCCUUCCGCUUCCCUCUUCCGUUCUCCUCCGUCCAAACAUCUCCAAUCCACCGCCCCUCGCCGGAGCAAUUUCAAGAUCACAUGACGAUGAGCAGCAACAGCAGUGUCACCAGUAAUAACGGCGGGGGCGCCGGUCAGCAGUUCGGCGACACCACGCUGACCAAAGUCUUCGUUGGAGGACUGGCAUGGGAGACUCCGAAGGACGCGAUGCGCGACCACUUCGACAAGUACGGCGAGAUCCUCGAGGCCGUCAUCAUCUCCGACAAGCUCACCGGCAGAUCCAAGGGCUACGGCUUCGUGACUUUCAAGGAAGCUGAAGCUGCGAAGAAGGCCUGCGAGGACGCGACUCCCAUCAUCAACGGCCGCCGCGCCAACUGCAACCUCGCCUCCCUCGGUGCUCGCCGCCAGCCGAGGUCCGCUGGUCCGCCGCCCGCCUCCACCACUCCGCCCCUUCCGCCGCCGAUUCCGCAUCAUCAUCAGCCGCUGCCACAUCAUCCCCACCACCAUCAUAAUCAACAAGGAUCCAACGUUGGGGUGAGGUCCACGUCAGCCAAUCAUCAGCAAGUUCAGUGGUACUAUCCAGCUGCGGCAUCCGCGACAACUUUCUCUCACCACCACCAUCACGCCGUCCCUUUCUACGGGUACGCUCCGACCUACAUUGCAACCGACAUGGGCUACAAUCAGAAAUUGAGCUACGGCGGCGGCGCGUACAUGAGCGGCGGCGGUGGGCAGUACGGUCACCAUCAGGUGUACCCGGGAACCGGGCAGGCAGCGGCGGUGAUGCCAUACUACCCGGUGUACCAGUACUACGGAGGGCACCACCAAUCGGCGGCGAUGGGGCUGCCCAUGUACUCGGCGGCGGCGGCGACAUCGGCUGCGGGGCCCAUUCCGACCAUCAUCUCGAAACCGCCGUCCAUGGUGGCCGCGCCUCCUACCUCCGUUUGCUUGGCUGUGGAAUAGGUGGUGGGACGGUUGGAGCAGUUGCCAGCUUUAAGAAGGUUGGUUGUUGACGCCAGUCCAGGCCGGUCCUCAACACUCUUUUAACAACGCAAAAGGCAAUCCAAUCAGAGGGAAAAAAGAAAAAAGAAAGAAGCAAAAAUAACCAAAUUAUUUCCGGAGGAAGGAAAAGGUGGAUCUCGUCAAGCUGCUUGCUGCUGGGCUGGUUGUUGGGCUCAUGGGUUUGCUGCUGCUGCAGAGUCAACAUUAUUUAUCUGGAUCUGUCGCGGCCCAUUCCAUCUUUUCUGUUAGUCAUUUUUAUUAACUCUUUAAUUAAUCAAAGAAAACAAAACCAAGAUGUUGCUUUCUUUUCGUUGCUAUUAUCAUUACUACUGUCAUUAAGUUAAGUGUAAGACCCUAUUAUUUAAUUAAUUUUAAUUUUAACCAGCGGCAGGUUCAAUGGAUGAAUGAAAUCAUAACCAAGAUGAUUCUUUGAUUUCCUCCUCCACUUGCAACAUCUGGUGAUCAGCUUGAGCUCUGAAUUUAUCACAUUAUUAAUGGUUGUUAAUAUUAUAAUAAGCUAGCUAGGCGAGAUGGUGGUAGUGGGCGGUAUUAUUAUUAGUUAGUGUUGUGAAGUGAAGAGGUGGUAGAAGAUGUCAGUCCACAUCACAUGGCGCAUCGUGCUAUGGUUUUAUGCCAUGCCAUGUCUUGCCAGACAGAAAACAAAGGCCUUUGACAUAUUUUUCUACACAUGGUUGGUGGAGAGAAGUGCUCUGCUCUGCUCAUCAUGAGCAAAACAGGGGGGGGGGGGGGGGGGGGGGGGGGCGAUAGGUAUAGGUAUAGGAACAUGGCCUCAAUUGUUGUUGUUGUUAAAUUCUUUCUUCAGGAUAUGGGCUUUUCCCUGGCCUUGUGCAGUUUAUUUCAGAAGCUGGUAUUCUUGACUGCUAGCAGCAGCUCCUCCUCCUUUGAAUGGGGAUCGAUAGACAUCAAUUCAACGAUGUGGAUGUAUCAAUGGCUAUUUCCACACUAAGCUGAAAGCCCUACAGUACUCUGCAUAUUUAUUUCCACUACUGAAAAUGCAUCAUGCAUCACUCAUAGUCUAACAUGAUCCAUAAGGGGUCUAAAGCCUUCUGACAACAUUUGAUAAGGAUAGUAUAGUAGUAAGGGGGACAUGACAUAUUUUCUACCAGAUUUUUUGUCAUCCGAUUCAAUAGUGUGCAUGAAUUUUACAACGCUAUUAAAAGUACAAACUUGUAUUUUAAUGUUAUGGUACAAUUUUAGUCAAUUCUAAGGGGUUGGCCUGGUGGUAAUAUGGAGAUGAGAACAUUUGUCGCACUCUAAUUCCGAAUCUGGGGGCCAACAUCCUACAAAAAAAAUUAUAUGUUUUCAUCACAAGAGGUUGGCCUGGUGAUAUAAUGUGGGGAUGAGAACAUCCACCACAUUAUGAACAACUCGUAUAUAUUGACAUUAUAGCAAUGCCCCUUUUGUACUAUUGACAUUAUGGUACCGAUUCAAUUUGUACUUAUAAAUUUUCGAAGACGCAUCAUUAUAAAAAACAAAACUCGAAGACAUUCUUUUGUGGUACGAACUAAACCUUGUAAAUUUGCAUUUCUUGUACAAAUUCAACUUGUAUGGUAAAUCACAGAGCAUGGUGAAUAAUCUUCAUAGCAUCAUAGCUACUGUGUGCUUAUUCCCUAUCAAUUUUUUCUAUCUCCAAUUUCUAGGGCUCACAAUGCCUCCAUGUCAAUUGACUAUAACUCCAUUGUUGUCCCCUUGCCAUAUCAGUUUAAAUACAACUAAAUGCACUCUCGUUCUCAGAUAAACAUACAGCAACUAUAUUUUUUUAGAGCUCCAAAUUGAUGACUAUUCUCUUGCUAUAGAAUAGAAAUCAUAUUAAAUU
Molecule: messenger RNA, 10133 nt
Organism: Linum trigynum
Lineage: Eukaryota; Viridiplantae; Streptophyta; Magnoliopsida; Malpighiales; Linaceae
Source: the annotation of a GenBank genome assembly